GGCUGUAAAUAUUGUAACACAGUGCACCCUGUAUCCUCCAUGCGUGUUAAGUGUAGAGCAAAACUAGUGUUAGGACUCUAAAAAGGCUUCAUUUGACAUAUUUGUUUAAUAUUUAGUUAAAUACUAAGACAUGUCGUGUUUUUAGGGGAUUUUCUCCAACAUGGCAACACAUCUUUCCAGGUUUACGAUCUUUUUUCCUUGAUUUGUGGACAUUUCUCUCAAGAAGUGUGGUUUGACUAUCCUGCUGAGCUGUCAUGGACGGUUUGGAGGAGAAGCUCAAAGGUCUUUCCAUUGCCCGGAGAUCUCAUCCAGAAGAGCCCACCUACCUGCUGGACGUGGCCCUGCAGUCAUCCGGCCUGCUGGCCGUCUCCUGCUCCAACUUCACCGUUCACCUCCACGACAAAGACACCCUGAACCUUCUAGGGGAGUACCGGGGCCACAGCAAACCACUCUGCGGGGUUGUUUUCUCUCAUCACUCCCGGGACUUUCUGUACUCUGGCUCUGCUGAUGGGACGGUGAGAGGGUGGGACGUCCGCUGCCCGGGGACAGAGGCAGCCCAGGUGUAUAAAAGCGACCCCUCACACAGCUUCUGCAGUUUGGACCUGAACUGCAGCGACUCACUUCUGUGUGCUGGCACUGAGCAGGUAAACGAUGAGGACAGCUUCCUGGUUUUCUGGGACAUCAGGAAACCAGGUGCUGGGCUUCUUGGGGUGUAUUCUGAGUCGCACAGUGAUGACGUCACACAAGUGUGCUUCCAUCCUCGAGACAAAGACCGUCUGGCAUCCGGAUCCACAGACGGCCUUGUGAAUGUUUUCGACCUGAGCCGGGGGGCAGAGGAGGAGGCGCUGCUGGCCACCUGUAACAGCGACUCCUCUGCUGGGUCAGUGUGCUGGUCUGGACCUGACUUCACCCAGCUGCUGUGUCUGAGCCACGAUGAGGGCCUCCACCUUUGGGACUUGGGCCAGCUGGACACAGAGGAGCCGCUCACCAUCUUUAGUACCUCUGACGCCCGCAGUCUGACUCUGCUCGCCGAUGAAGGAGGUGUGGAUUACCUGGUGGGGGGGAGGUGGCUGGAGGACGCGCAGAAGCUGCUGGUGGUCGGAGGGAAGAACAACGGGGAUCUCCACCUGAUGGAGUGUGACGACGGGGGGCUUCGUCUGCUCAGGAGCCUCAAGGGUGGCCAUGCCUCUACUGUGCGCUGCUUUAUAUGGGAUGCAGCAGGGGAGGCUCUGGUUACAGGGGGAGAGGAUGCUCAGCUGUUGCUGUGGAAACCAGGAGGGGAGGAGCUUACGUCAGAGAAGAGGGAGUCGAUGAAGAGCAAAUCAGCUUUGAAACUGAAAUCCAGGCCGCAUAAGAAACACGGCUACCAGAGAGAAAAGAAGGGAGCGAGACAAGACUGUGAAUGAAAUGUCAAAUCACUGAAUCAUUGUGACUGGACUGUGGAGGCUGCUCAUUCCUCUGGCAACACAAUAAUGUUCCUAAACUUCAUUUUUAUGGAAACAUUUCUACAAACUCCUCCAUGACACAAAGAUCCUUUGGGUUUCUUGACACAUCGAAGAAUUGUAACAAAAUGAUCAAGGCGACUUUGUCCUUACUCUAUUUUUCUCCACUUGAUGCUCUGUGUUUUACUGUGUGAAAACUAUUAUUAUAGGAUGUUUAUAACCUUAUUUAAUACUUUAUCAUGCUUAUCAACUUCAGGCUGAGACAUCUCUUAAACAGCUGACAGGCUGAGAUAACUUUAAACAGUAUUUAUUGAAACAUGACAUGAAGUCUUUUUUCACUUAAUGGAAACAAAAGGCAGCUUUAUUUCUAUACACUGAGAUGAUUCAACCUGUUUUUAUAAAGCAGUAAAAUAUUGUAUUUAUACACACAGAUUUGCAGUUAAAGGAGAAGGAGAUUUAAAAUUCAUUAGAAAAAAGUCAAAUGUUUUCAAAUAGCAAGACUGCAUAGGUAACAAAAAAAUGAAGCACUUUUAAAAUGAGUUAGCGCCAAUGAGAGGGUGGAGUCCUGUCAAAUCAGAACUCUUUAUCAUGUUCAGAUGAAAGUCGACAGUUUACAGGGACACUCUUUAAACUGUAACACCGGGGUCUGACAGACGUAUUCCCCCUAUCAGACUCAAACAGGAUGAUUGUUAAAGAGUUAUUAAAUCAAGUGAACCACAGUACUGUGUAAUGUUAUUGUGGACGGAGGGUGAAAUAAAAAAAUGCUGGUACCAAUCAGAAAAUUUGACUUUUCAGGAGAAAGAAUUAAAUUUAGACCCUGGUUCCUGCUGCCGAGUUCCUCAAAAGGUCCCUAGUUCCUGGGGAAAGUUCCUGCUGUCUAAAAGAACCUUAAGACUUUAAUGUGGUCAGUGUAAGAAAGGUAACAUGACGUGUCUUUACACCUAGUAUGAACCUUUGCAUCCACACCUGGUAUUAAUACCUGAUCUUGUUAUCUGGAUUUGAUCCCCUUUAUGGAGCUGUAGGUAUAGAGGACAAUGUUCUGCUUUAAUCUUCUUAUUUCAAGAUUCAUGAAGGAUAUCCAGAGACAGAUUACAGGCUCUUACAAAGGAAAAUGUGAUCUCAUAUUAAUUUAACUCUAACUUUCAGUUCAAUUUGAUGUACCAGUUUACAGCAUGUUUGAAUAUGAAAUGCAGUCACGCAGGGAGAGGGACUAAAUGUAUGUACUGUUAACUCAGAGCUGCCAGCAUUCCAACUAAGUCCCUUUGAUUUUGGGGUCUGCAUACUUUUUUGUGACUUUACAAACAGCACACUGAUUUCUUUGAUACAAACAGAACACUGUGAAUCUCUCUCUACAUUUAUUAUGAAAUUUCAACACACCUAACAGAUAUUCUCAUCUUGAAAUAAAGGUUUGUCUAAACAUG
Molecule: messenger RNA, 2863 nt
Organism: Notolabrus celidotus (New Zealand spotty)
Lineage: Eukaryota; Metazoa; Chordata; Actinopteri; Labriformes; Labridae
Gene: wdr89
Product: WD repeat domain 89
Exons: 2
Coding region: 255-1406 (383 amino acids)
Molecular function (GO): protein binding
Source: RefSeq, a predicted model, not a curated record